CGCCCUACGUCAGAGCUACAGGCGGCGCCAAUUUCUGCUUCGCCAUUUCAGGGCCGAAAGUCGAUUAGCGCAGGGAGCGAAGAGCGGCGGUUCGGACGGACUGAAACACGCGGCCGAUUCGUGUUUUCCAGAGUAUCGGUGUGUGUUUAGAGAGUCGAGGCCUGUUGAAAUGGGAGAUCCCGGCAUGCAUAGAGACUGUCCACUGGACUGCAAGGUGUACGUGGGGAACCUGGGGAACAACGGUAAUAAAUCAGAGCUGGAGAGGGCGUUUGGGUACUACGGCCCGCUGCGCAGCGUCUGGGUGGCCAGGAACCCCCCAGGCUUUGCGUUCGUAGAAUUCGAGGACCCUCGUGACGCUACAGACGCAGUCAGAGAACUGGACGGCAGGACUCUGUGCGGCUGCCGCGUGAGGGUCGAGAUGUCCAAUGGCGAAAAGCGCUCGCGUAACCGAGGCCCGCCCCCCUCCUGGAGCCGCCGCCCGCGUGACGAUUACCGACGCCGCAGCCCGCCUCCCAGGCGCAGAUCGCCCCGCAGGAGGAGCUUUAGCCGCAGCCGCAGCAGAUCUUUCUCCAGAGACCGCAGAAGGGAGAGGUCUCUGUCUCGAGACAGGAACCAUAAACCAUCUCGAUCCUUCUCCAGAUCCAGAAGUCGCUCUAGGUCGAACGACAGGAGGUGAGAGCGGUGAGGCGCUGAGACGGUCGCUACAGAAGGCUUGUGUAAAGACUGCGAUCAGUCGUCUUUUAACUCCAGCGUUGUGGACUCUGCGUCCCCCCCAGACUCAUCUUGCUUUGUCUGUUGUCUUUUUUUUAUUUUAUUUUUUUCCCCUCUUAUUUUAUAAAGUGAUCAGAUGUUUUAGAGCGGUUGUGUUUCCCUGCGAUGUGUGUGUGUGUGUGUGUGAGAUGGUGCUCCACUCUUUGCUGUAUUACACUUCAUUUUUCAUCCGGCAGCAUUCCAUCUGGGAUCCCCCCCUUUUUUAUUUUUAUUUUAAUGAAAGUUUUUGGGGUUUUUUGUUUUCUCCUCCUGAUGAUGCAUGGAAGGUUCGUGAAUGUAAGGAACUGGGUGUCUUGUUUUUUUGCUGUGUCCAUUCCCUAUUGUGUCAUGAGCUCCUAAAAGUGGAGAUGUGAAGUCCCUUUACCCCCCGCGUCCCCCACAUCCCCCCCCCCGUAUGUUUAGCGUUGAGGAGCCUCUAUAAAUUGGACAUUGUGGCGUGUAGCUCGAGACGGGGACGGGGAAACGUACAGCACCAUGAACAGGUUUUUGACCUUCAUACAUUGUUUUGCUCCUUUUUUUUUGUCCUCCCUAGUGUUUGUACCGUUUGUAAUGUUUAUCUGAAAUUAAACUGGUUCCAGAAUC
This is a messenger RNA of Pygocentrus nattereri (red-bellied piranha), 1353 nucleotides long. It is a transcript of the gene srsf3b, whose product is annotated as serine and arginine rich splicing factor 3b. Gene Ontology annotation, biological process: mRNA splicing, via spliceosome. Gene Ontology annotation, molecular function: RNA binding. Gene Ontology annotation, cellular component: nuclear speck. The record is from RefSeq and is a predicted model, not a curated record. The transcript has 7 exons. NCBI's taxonomy places the organism in Eukaryota, Metazoa, Chordata, Actinopteri, Characiformes, Serrasalmidae. Bases 170 to 676 code for a protein of 168 amino acids.